Molecule: messenger RNA, 1020 nt
Organism: Aplosporella prunicola CBS 121167
Lineage: Eukaryota; Fungi; Ascomycota; Dothideomycetes; Botryosphaeriales; Aplosporellaceae
Exons: 3
Coding region: 1-1020 (339 amino acids)
Molecular function (GO): serine-type endopeptidase activity
Source: RefSeq, a predicted model, not a curated record
AUGCUCACCUCCGGCUUCACCAACACGCCCGUCACGAAGCUGCUCGUCGCGUACACGGUCAUAACGGCGUUCGUGGCCAGCGUGGUCGACGUGCAGUACCUGUUGUAUGUGAAGAUUGUGCCGCAUCUCUGGGAGUAUGGGCAGUGGUGGCGGAUCCUUACCUGGCAGCAGUUCUGCUUCGCGAAUUCGACAGAGGUGUUGUUCGCAGCAAUGACGUUCUACCAACUGCGAGUGAUAGAGCGGAUGUGGGGGUCGCGAAAGUUCGCCUCCUUCAUCGUCUCGACGCUCCCAUACACGACGCUGCUGCCGCCGCUCCUCCUCGCCCUCAUCGUCCGCCCCCUCACCUUCAACCACGCAAACUACCUCCCCGCAGGCCCGACGCCCCUUCUCUUCGCCCUGCUCGCGCAGUUCCACGCCGCCGUGCCGCACACGUACAAGUACCGGCUCGCGAGCUCUGCGCCGCGCGCCAACACCACCACCAACAACAACAGCAGCAGCAGCAGCAGCGGCAGCGGCGGUGGCUCCGGCAAUGCUGGCACAGGCACAACAACCCUCCUCCUAACCUCCAAAACCCUGUCCUACCUCCUCCCAGCCCAGCUCGCCCUCUCCGCCCUCCCAGGCUCCCUUCUCUCCGCUGCCAUCGGCUGGGCCGUCGGCUACGCCUGGCGCAACGACAUGCUGCCGCUAGGCAGCAGCACGUGGCGGGUGCCGGGGUGGGUGGUCGGCGAGGCCAGUGCCCCCAACACCACCACCACCAGCAGCAGCAGCAGGGGCGGCGCUGCGACGGGAGUGGGAGAUGCGGGCGCCGGCGCCGGCAGGCAGGAGUUCGAUACCCUGCGGCGGCGGAUGGAGCGCGAAGCAGCAGCGGGGACGGGGACGGGCACGUCGUCGGCGGUGGCGGAUGCGGGGGCCGGUGGGGGCGCGGGGGCGGGUGGGCGUGGGGGAGUGGAUGCAGAGGCAAGGCGGCGAGGCACAUUGGGCGGGUUGUUGGCUGGGCAGUUUGGUGGCGUGCGCGGCUGA